AUAUUGAAUGGGAAAUUCCAACUGAAUGCGGACGUUCGAAGCGUUUCGAGUGUUUUCCUUUCGACUUGCGACUUGUGCUCGCUGCUGGUCGGCGGAACUAUGAAUUGAAUUGAGUUGAUUUGGCAUGUGAAUUGCUUUCAUUUUUCUUUAUUUUUAUUUGUUAUUUUUUUUCUCAUAUUGCGAUUGUGGCGAUUUCUAAAGAACUUUGGUGUCUUUGACGUUGCCACCGACUCCUGCUCAAUAGCUCAGUGUGUCAGGAGGCAUGGCACAGCCGCAUAAAUUUCGAUUUCGAUUCCGAUUUGCUCGACUCGAAAGCACACAAAGACAGCCGAAGGCGAAGGCGAUGUUUGCUCAGUGACCAAGGCGGCCCCAGCUGGGAGAACGGCAGCUGACAUAACUGGUCUCUAAUUACGUUUGGGCAAACAGACCAAAUUGCAGGUGUCACAACAUUACCUGGCCGAGCCGCACGAGCAACAUUUUGGCGAACGAGCUCAUUUGCGGAUGCGACGCGCUGGCGAACGGCGGCAUGUGGACCCAACUGCUGCUCCUCUUGGCACUCGCUCCAUUUCACUGGGGCUACGCUCGGGCAGCGGCCUCAUCGCUGGAUGAGCUGCUGGCGGAGCCGCUGCGCCGGAUACCCUAUCUGCACGUGCUGCUGCGCCAGGGACGACAGCUGCAGGAGGAUGCCCGCAACAGCGACGCCAUGUGGUUCAUGCAGCUCACGGAUGUGCCGCACAUCUUGCACAGCUACGACGAGCGCCGGCCUCUGGAGCUGGACAGCAGGCUGGCUGAGCUGGAUAAGCGCGCCUCCCUGGUGCUGGUGGUCAGCCUGGCUCAGCUGGUCGCCAGCAGCGGCGCCGUCAGCUCGGCGGAUCGUGCCGGCGUCUACUUCUACAUUGUGGCCGAUGUGCCGGACAGCCUGAGCCGCGAGCAGCAGCUGCAGCUGGAGCAGAGCAGCCGCCGGCUGUGGACCCAGCACAGGGUCUUCAAUAGGUACAUUCUGGUGGCUGGCGAUGUCUGGAUCUAUGAUCCAUUUGCGGGCGAGUGGGAUGGCAAUGUGAUGGGCUACGACGAGGACUUCGGUCGCCUCAUCCCCUAUGCGGGCGGUGAGCCCCUCUCCACUCAAUUGUUUCACGACAUGCGCGGCUAUCCGCUGCGUGUGCAGAUCUUCAAGUCGGUCUAUUCCCGGCCGCAGCUGGACCCGGAGACGGGUCUCCUGCGCAGCAUCACGGGCGUCGACUGGGAGGUGGCGCUGGUGAUAGCCGAGGCGCUGAACUUUACGAUGCUGCUCCAGCAGCCGGACAAGAACUACUUUGGGGAGCGCAGUGCGAAUGGCAGCUACAAUGGCGCAAUCGGCUCGAUACUGAACGACGGCCUGGACGUCUGCCUGACGGGCUUCUUUGUCAAGGACUAUCUGGUGCAGGAGUACAUGGACUUCACGGUGGCCGUCUACGAUGAUCAGCUGUGCAUCUAUGCGCCCAAGGCCAGCCGCAUUCCACAGUCGAUUCUGCCCAUCUUUGCGGUUGGCUACGACAUCUGGCUGGGCUUCAUCCUGAUGGCGUUCGUGUGCGCGUUCAUCUGGCUGCUGCUGCGCAUCCUCAAUCUGCGGCUGCACAUCAUCAGCGCCCAGAGCCGACGGCUCUGGCAGCAGGCGCUGGGCAUUUUGGUGGACACGUGGGUGGUGUGGGUGCGCGUGAAUCUGAGCCACUUGCCGGAGAGCUAUGCGGAGCGCAUGUUCAUUGGCUCGCUGUGCCUGGUGAGCGUCAUUUUCGGCGCCAUAUUCGAGUCCAGCCUGUCGACCGUCUACAUCCAUCCGCUGCACUACAAGGACAUUCUAACGCUGCAGGAUCUGGACGACAGCGGACUGAAGGUCGUCUACAAGUACACGUCCAUGGCGGAUGACUUGUUCUUUAGCGAAACGUCGCCGCUGUACGCCAGCCUCAAUAAGAAGCUCUGGUGGAACCGGGACCUCAAUGCGGAUGUCACCAAGGAGGUGGCCACUGUGGGCGGCAAGGCAAGCGUCUCCCGGUACUCCUCUCUGAUGAUGGAAUCGGUCAACUUCCUGCUGAUGCGCCGCAUUUGGAUUGUGCCCGAGUGCCCCAAGUACUACACCAUCUCCUAUGUCCUGCCCAGAGAUGCGCCCUGGGAGGAGGCAAUCAAUGCCCAGCUGCUGCGCAUGCUCAACGCUGGCCUCAUCCCGAAAUGGAUCCAGGACCAAAAGUACCGGGUGACCGUCACGACACGCAAGGCGCUCAACGAGCAGGCCGAGGCCACCGAGGUGCGCGUCCUGACCAUCGGCGACCUCCAGCUGGCCUUCUAUGUGGUCAUCGUGGGCACUCUGCUUGCCUCAAUCGCCUUUCUGGCCGAGCACGUCUUCUUCAGACGCCGUGUGCGGCAAGCCACCAAGAAACUCUAGUACAAGCGCAAUCUUUGCAUUCAAUAUUCACUUAUCAAA
This is a messenger RNA of Drosophila mojavensis, 2455 nucleotides long. RefSeq lists its product as uncharacterized. Lineage: Eukaryota; Metazoa; Arthropoda; Insecta; Diptera; Drosophilidae. The record is from RefSeq and is a predicted model, not a curated record. The transcript has 2 exons. Bases 527 to 2416 code for a protein of 629 amino acids.